This is a messenger RNA of Laetiporus sulphureus 93-53, 1266 nucleotides long. RefSeq lists its product as uncharacterized. The transcript has 2 exons. The record is from RefSeq and is a predicted model, not a curated record. Lineage: Eukaryota; Fungi; Basidiomycota; Agaricomycetes; Polyporales; Laetiporaceae. Bases 1 to 1266 code for a protein of 421 amino acids.
AUGGUGAAGCCUACCACUGGCAGCCACUCUUGCUCAGCUAGUGCAUCCAAUGCUGGUGGUCCAGGACCAGCUCCUCUCCUACAGCCAAUGCCAGUUCCAGUGAUGAGGUCAUCUCGCAAGAUCACAAUUACCACUUUUCUGUUGACCUUCUUCUCCUCUUCAAAACAGCUUGACCGUGUGAAGGGAAACUAUGCGACAUGGAGCCGGGAGAUUGUUGAUUCACUUCGCAUGGCUCAGGGACUCGACCGCUAUCUCACUGGUGCCGUUGUCCAACCUGAUCCAAAUCUCGACUUCGAUAGCUCCGAGAACUGGAUUAUCAAUGACAGAAUGAUCUGCGCAUAUAUUAGCAAAUCUUGCUCUACCGAGGAGCAGCACUUCAUCUCCUCUGGUAGUUAUGAUACUGUGAAGGAUCUCUGGGAUGCUAUCCGCUCUCAUCACCAGCAACAAGGCACAUACACUCAAGCACUCUUGCUUCAGGAGGCCUUAUCCUGUCACUUCAACUGCUCUGAGCAUCUUUUGGUCACAGUUGAACGCAUCCAGGACCUUGUCGAAUGCAUUUAUGCUAUUGGUCUACCUACUGCAGACUCUCUCACAUGCAUCUGUCUGCUGCAUGCCAUGGGUGGUGACUUUGCCCACGUUCAAUCCCAGGUUGGCACUGCACUCGCUGAUUCUCAUCGCACGAAGCCCUACACUGCUGCUGACAUUAUCGCAUGUGUUGAUCUCGAGCAACGUCUUAUCGAUGGUACUUCUGGUGCUUCCAAAGAUGUCCUUCUCACCAAGCGCGCUGGUCAUUUUUCGUCAUCUAAGAAGACGUGCACCAACUCUUGGUGCCCUCGUCCUCAAGGUCAUGACACUGCUAAUUGCUGGGGGCCUGGAGGUGUGAUGGAAGGAUGUCGUGAUGAAGUGCUUUCACAUAAGAAGGUUACUUGGGAGAAGGGCAAAUCCUCUGGCAGCUCCUCCCUUAUCAAGAAGGAUGGCUCUGGCCAUGUCUAUCUCAUCGAUGAUGCUGGCCAGACUUACUUUCUAUCUGCUGCCUCUGCCUCUCCUAUAACUGCAUCUUCAGCUGCCUCUCCUUCACCAUCAGCAUCUGAGUUUGCCAGUCUGGCCGCCGUCUCUCCUGACUGGCUCACAUUCGUUUCCUCCGAUCCUGGAAGAUUUGAUGAAAGUUGCCUUAGAGCAGAUAUCAGCACAGUCACGCUCUUUGGUUCUCCAUCUGAUGACGAGCAUGACAACCAAGCUGCAGGUGAUAAAGAGCAGGGACAUUAG